This is a messenger RNA of Acanthocheilonema viteae, 1698 nucleotides long. NCBI's taxonomy places the organism in Eukaryota, Metazoa, Nematoda, Chromadorea, Rhabditida, Onchocercidae. The record is from the annotation of a GenBank genome assembly.
AUGGGUAUAAUUCGGCGACAUAACACGAUGGAUGUGAUUUGUCGUGAUUGUGUGAGAUGUACGACGUCGGAUACAAUUGCUAGAGGAACCUCAAGCUUGAAAAAGGAAGUUAACAGUAUUACCAGUCAUCGACGACAUAAUUCGGAGCCCAUUUAUUGCUCCGGUUCUCUUUCACAAGUUUUUCCGGGUUCAGAAGCUUUGGAAUUACGUUUGCAAUAUAGUACAAUGGAUGAUGCUCGAAUCGGAGGAAGUUGGGAUGAUGCAAAACGUUUCCUCAUUGAAUCACGAAAACAGGACCUGGAGAUUUCGAGAGAUAUGGAACGAGAAAACAUGCACUUAUAUCUUAGUGAGAUGCUUAUCGCUGCUAUGGAAGAGAUGCAGUGGCGUGCAAUAGUUGAAUCCCAACAGAAUUCCAUUGCGCAAGCCAAAAAUACAAGUUCCUGUCCAGCAUUAGCAAUAUCUUCUUCAGAGUCGAUUUGUGAUGAUUCUUCUGAACUAAUCGAAAAAAAAAAUAUUCCUGGUCCAUCUGUAUUUUGUGCUUCUGCUGAAGAUUUACAGUUUAACGACGAUAAAAAAAAAAUGUCAUGUAACAAAUCCAGUAGAAAUAGUGAAUCCGAUGACGACAGUAUUCAUGAAAAUUCUGCCGAAGCAAUUGCAUCCUCCCUAUUCAAGCAGUUCUCGACAGCUUACAAACCACGUUCAGCUGCCGAUAUACAGUGGCUUGUUUCUUAUGCACAAGCACCUCAGAGGCUUCUUCCAAUGCCAAGUGAUAUAGCGGUGUUUUUCGAUGAAGUAGGUAAUGACGGUCGACCAAUUUUCUUUCGCGGUUCAGAGAAUUGGGCACCUCCAAGGAAGCAGUGGAUUUUCCGACUGCAUCCAGAGCUUCAAAGUGUGCGAAAGCUUCUUGAACAACAACAGUAUCGUUGUGGUGGAUGUGGUAUUAAAGUUGCUAAAGUGUACUGUCGUCGUAUGCGUUAUUGCGAUUAUUAUGGCAGGGUAUUUUGUCAGCGGUGUCAUCAAGGUGCGAGAAGUCGUAUUCCCGCACGUAUUGUAUAUCAGUGGAAUUUUAAAGAAUAUCCUGUAUCCGAUAUAGCAUAUCGUUUCUUAUUAGAUAAUCAUCGACAACCGGUGAUCAACGCAUCAGCGAUUGAUUCUCGUUUCUACAGCAGAAUUCGUCGGUUAAAAAAAAUUAAAGAGUUACGAAUAAAGCUUGUACAUAUUUGGUCUUAUAUACGACUUUGUAGUACUGCUAAAGAAACAAUUACAAAAUAUGGGAACUUAUACGCUACAUUUUCAACAAUACCAAAUUAUAUGUUGUCAGAUGCGGAUGUCUACUCGGUGGAAGAUUUAGAAAAUGUACGAAAAGGAGAACUUUUUCGAAUCAUUGCUCCUCUUGUACAAUACGGACAAUAUCACGUUGAAGGAUGCGAGCAUUGCCGUGCUCAAGCAUUCGUAUGUGAACUUUGUGACCAAAAGAAUGAUUUGUUAUUUCCAUUUCAAAUUGAAUAUGUUAAUCGAUGUGAAGAAUGCGGUUCAUUAAGUCAUAAGGAAUGUGCUACCAAACGGCGAAAAGACGGAAAACCAUGUCCUAAAUGUUUGCGAAUUCAGCAAAACCUUGAGAGGCAUCGGUGUUAUUCGGAAUGGUCUUUGACAGCAGCUGAACAACAAGAUUCAACGAUGCCAUCAUUGGAUGACUAA